AUGAGCCGGCCUGAUGUCCCGUUCAAUGGGAAGACGGUUAUGUUUGGUGGUGACUUUGGACAAGUUCUCCCUGUUGUUCGAAAGGGGCCAAUGUCUGAGAUAGUUGAUUCGACGUUGCGCAAGUCCUACCUAUGGGAGUGCAUGCGGGACCUAAGGCUCGUGCAUAACAUGAGGGCUCAGAGUGACCCAUGGUAUGUGGAAUACCUACUGCGCAUCGGUAAUGACACCGAAGAGGCUGAUGGUGAUGGCAACAUACGUAUUCCUGAUGAUAUAUGUGUGCCAUAUAUAGGAAAGGACGCAGACCUCAAUAAACUUAUAGACAACGUGUUUUCGAUGCUCAACGCUAACCUGACUAACCCAAAGUACAUAACGUCAAGAUCCAUCGUGUCCACACAGAAUGAGUGUGUGGAUACGAUUAACAUGAAGAUGAUUGGUCGUUUCCAGGGGGACGAGAUGGAGUACCAUAGCUUUGAUCGCGUUGAAGAUGACCCCCACAACUACUAUCCCCCAGAAUCCCUUAACUCUCUGACCCCAAACGGGCUGCCUCCGCAUGUGCUAAAGCUCAAGGUCAGUAGCUAA
Molecule: messenger RNA, 579 nt
Organism: Phragmites australis (common reed)
Lineage: Eukaryota; Viridiplantae; Streptophyta; Magnoliopsida; Poales; Poaceae
Exons: 1
Coding region: 1-579 (192 amino acids)
Biological process (GO): telomere maintenance; DNA repair
Molecular function (GO): DNA helicase activity
Source: RefSeq, a predicted model, not a curated record